UACUCCUCCUCAUUUCUCGUUUGUUUGUUUUUAUUUGUUAAUCGAACAUCUUUGAAGAUGAAUUAGGUAUCCGAAGGAAAGAUAUUACACGUCUCAACAGAUUCGCUGACUCCGGUCGAGUAAGUGCAAGCGGUUAUCAGUCGCGAGGCUUACGUGCGGUUGCUAUGCGAUAUGGAAGGGGCUUUUCGAGUCACCUACUAGUUCGACCAGUCAGAAGUCAGUAUGCGUGAACCGGCCGGUCGUGCUGGCCCCUUUUCUGUAUUCUCGUUCGCGAAUGUUACGUGCUUUCCCCAUUUCCCACCCACUUUUCCCACCUCCUCCUCCUCAGCCCCAAAAAUUGCAAUACUUUUUAUUAAUUUUGUUUUGUAUUUUGUCUCAUUUGAAAAUCCUAAUUGUCGUUAACUUUAUUCAUAAUUAUAUCCAUUUACUUUUUCUGAUGAUUAUAAUGAUGACGAUGACGAUGAUAGUUGUGGUGGUGGUGGGUGGGUUUUAAUAUUUUGUAAUAUGAAAUAUUAUUCGUUAAAUAAUUAACAGAUGAAAAUAUUUCGUCGAUUGGAUUAAUUGUUCAUUCAUCUCGGUGACGAUGAAUCUAUUUGAUGGAAUGAUCGUAAGAUUUUUUAUUAGAUUUUGAUGAAUUUAUUUUUUUGUUGAUGAUCGCGAACGAUUGUUGUGUUGAACGUUCAACGAACUCUUGGCAAUACCGGGGUAUAAGAAAAAUUUCAACGUGAUCGAAAGUGUGACGGUGACGGUGACGGUGACGGUGACGGUGACGUGGGUCCAGAUCGGAUGACAAGUACUACGAUUUCUUCUCGAUUGUUCUUUUAUUAAAUGUUUUUGUUUUUAUAUUUGUUUAUUUCUUUUAUUUACAAUCUAUCCGAUAAACUCGGCGUAUUUUUAUUUCUUCCCCCGCUCGCUGAAUUUAUCGAAUUACUCGAGAAUUCUCGUCGUGAAAAAAAAAAAAAAAAACUUAAAUUACCCAUAAGGAAAUAACUUUAUUUUGCACUCUAAUCGUAUUUCGGUAUUAGUUCAAUUUUGUUCGGCAAUGAAAUUUUCUUAAAGUUGGUGAUUUUACGAGAUACCAAAAAUAAGUCUGACGAAAUAGAAGAACAUUGGAAAAACAUUUUCAAUGUGAAGGAAAAUAAAAGCAAACAAUCAAGCAACCAAUCAAUCAAUCAAAGGUGAUCUCCUUCUUGUCUUUUGAUUUUAAAUACGUAUUAUCCAACUCAGAAAAAGGAAAAAUGAUCUUAGCGCCUACGAUGGAAGGAAAUUCGAGUAUCUUCGAGUCGGGAAAAUUGAACGGACAUAGUAUGACGAUCAAUACGGGUAAUCGGGAACCAAAGGAGUUGGACGAGUCGGGGAGUUCGAGUUCGAGUUCAAGUUCACGAUUGGACUUGGACGCGAGCUCGGUCAAGGAUUCAUCAUCCACUAUCAACAUCGAUAAAACAACAACGUUCGGUGAUAAUUCGGAGAGUAGAGAUAUAAAAGAAGAUAAAACGUUUGAGAUGAGCAGUAGUACUAAUACGGCAGGUACCGAAUAUGGACGAGGACGUGGUGGUCAUGGUGGUCACGGUGAUAGUUCUUGCGGAUUGGUUGGUUCAAUAUUUUCUGGUGGUUGUCGGGGACGUGCCGAAGCAUUUGCGAGGCGUCUUCAUCGACGGCUUACGUCAUUGGGUAAUACCGAUGACAAUUCGGAAGGUUAUAACAACCCAUCAUCACCGGUUGCCGGUGCAUCGGUUAUUACAAAACCGAUAACACGCGAGGUUGCUUCGUGGUUGCACGGAACUAUAGAAAAAACGACGACCAAUAACGUUCCGUCUAUCGGUAACAAUCCAAUGGGAGGCCGUGUAUUUCAACGACAGCAGCGACACCAAGCGGAUAACGAGCAUUACUAUGAUUUCGACGAUGAAUUAGAUUUCGAACACGAACCUAAUUCACCCGGUGAAGAAGUUACCGCUGCCGAAUUGGCCGAUUUGUUGGUAAACACGGAAAUAUUAAUGACCAAUCAUCACGAUACUUGUCAUUGUUCACCUAACGGUCCUAGGUUAGGUAUCGAUCAAGAUUCCGAAUCGGAAUGUAUUUAUGUAUCACCGGUUAGUGGUACCUCGCCGGUCAGCGAAUCUUCCGAAACAUAUUUCGAUCCUGAAUCAUCCGACGUGGAAAAGAACAAAAAUGAAAUUUACUUCGAUCCCGUUACCAGUUCUGAAAGCGAACAAUUAAUCUCCAAUAAUUUAGACGAUGUUUCGAUGAAAGGACAAUAUUCUUUGUCGAGUAUACCGAUCGGAAAUAUUUCGUCGUCUAUUUAUCGUGAGGACUCGUCCGAUUCUAGUUUAUCCUCGAAUAAAAAUAAACCUUUGGAUAGGUUUAUUCGUAUUGAUAAAACUCGUGAAAAUAAAACCAUCGUAAAAGAAGGAAUCUUCAGUUCGGAAGAUUCCUUGAAUGGUAGGAGUUCUCGUGAGACGACAACAUCGCCAAGUCACGAAUCACUUUGGAGUACGUUCGAUGAUGACAGUACCGUUUCCCUUAAAGACGAUAACACGUCUAAAAACAAUUACAAUUAUUUACGCAAAUGUCUUAUCAAAUCCCAUUCGGAUUCCGAGAUACCGGACAACGUAACUAGAACAUUAACCGCAACUAGUACGUUACCGUUAACCGUUGAAAAAAAUGAGGAUGAAGGAUACGACGUUAAUGAUUUUCCCAGUGUCUCGGAUGAACGUAUUAACGUUGAUACGAUCAAACAAUUAAAUUGUUCUAAUAAUUUUAUCAAUGACAAACCGAUUAUAAAUGUCACCGCUGAAUUAUCGGACACCAUUAACGACCUAAGUCCUACCGAUGAUGAUGUUAACGAUCAAUUAGAAACUGAUUUGGAAGAUUCGAUAACCAUGCCGGAAGUUGUCGAACAUGAUGGGGACCACUCAACUUACGUUAGCACCUUAAACCUAGCCGAUGAACUCGUUGUAGAAUGUCCCACUGGUAAAAGACUGACGGAGAAAUCGGGUAAUUUAGUAAUUAACGAGGUUACUUUGCAAAUCGAGGAUGAAACAGUAUUAGACGAUAAGGUAGACGAGAAUACGUGUCUUAUUUUAAACAGAGACAAGUGUAACGGUAAUCAAGAUGAUAUUUCGAUGAGUAAACAGAUGUUGAUAGCUGAACGAGUUGUCUCGAAUGAAAUCAAAGAUGAAGAAAAUGAAGUAGAGGAAGGGGAUGAACGGAUUGAGGCUGGGGCGAGGAAAAUGGAGGGACAGGGGAAGGUUAAUAUAGAAGCGAAGGGGGAGGAGGAGGAAGAGGAGGAAGAAGAAGAAGAGGAAGAACAAUUAAAUGGUAGACCACGAAGGAUUAGGCGAAGUUCCUCGUUGAAAACUGGCAAGACUCCACCUGGGACACCUGGAAGAAAAAAGAUCGUCAGAUUUGCUGAUGUUUUAGGAUUGGAUCUUGCCGAUGUACGAACAUUCUUAGACGAGAUACCAAAGAUACCUAAUUCUGCAUAUAACGAUUUGAUUUACGACGAUAAUUUUCAAAAAGAAAACAGCCCGUUAAAUUUAAGCUUGUCUACGAGUUGGGACAAUCGAUAUCCUGACAGACGUAACUCGUCCGUACCAAGUAUCGUUGAUAGAACAUUGGUACCGUUGUUUCAACAACCUGGUGGUCUUUUGAAUUUCCUCGAUCUCAUAAGAGAACGAAAAGUCUGUUUGGAAAAUGUUCUUGUACAGGAUCCGACAAGUUUAAGCAUUCAUGGUACGGUCAGAGUUCUCAAUUUAGACUUUCACAAAUCGGUACACAUUAGAUAUACUUUGAACUCUUGGAAAAAUUUCAGUGAUUUACAAGCAACAUACAUAUCAAAUUCAUGCGACGGUUUCAGCGACAAAUUUUCUUUCUUACUUUAUUGUCAUACUUUAACGAUAGGACAGAGAUUGGAAUUUGCCGUACGUUUUCAAUGCAAGGGUACACAAUUUUGGGACAACAACGAUGGCAAGAAUUAUUGUUUUCAAUGUUUACCAGUUUCAUCCAGAGUCGAAUACGUACCGAUCACUGCGAGAGAAAAACAAAGGGACAGAGACUGGUCACCUAUAUUUUAUUGAUUUUACUCUUAUUACGAUAUGAAAUAAUAAUCUGUAUCUUUUUAAUAACUCAAUACAAUGAUUUUGAGUUCCUGACCAUUUAAUAAAUGUUACACAUCACCGAGAGAUGUAUAUUGAAAUAAUAUAUUGGGCACAAUGUCUCCCAACGUUUCUACAACUCAAUCAACGACGAAGACGAAGACGAAGACGACGACGACGACAUAGUCAAUUAUUAUUUCCUGCCAAUUUCUGAAGAAUACUAAAUACUCAACUAAUCGUCCGAUCGAAUCCAUAAAUAUUCUUGAACAAAUUCGAUGCCAUAUAUUAUAUAUAUAUAUAUACAUAUAUAUUCGCAAAGGAAGACUGACACAACUGAGAAGAACAAAUGUCAAAUGUUAACAAUUUUGCGUUUUUACUAAAACGACUCGAUUAAAUAAUACGAGAGAAAAUAAAACAUGAAAAAGGGGUUUCACUUUAUCAAGUUUUGUUAGCAGAACUUGGUGGUUACAUAGUAUAAUUGUUGUUUUUUUUUUUUUUUUUCUAUAUUUUGUUUCUUUUCGAUAAAUUAUUAUUUGCAUUUUCUUCUAUGUGCCCCUAAGGAAGCAUACCAAACAAAAAUACAAUUCAUCUAUUGUUUUAAGAUUAAUGUAAGUUCUAAAGUAAACCCCUUUUUUUUCAAAUAAUCGUUCAUAACACACCUGGGUACGAUACGUGUGUGAGUACUUGUACAUGUACCUCUUCUGUGGCAAGGUUUUAAAUGAAAAUGAUUUGAACGAAGAAAGUUUUAAAUUGAUGAUCAAUCCGGGAAGGAGGGGGGGGGGAAUAAUCUUCUCCCUAAUUACGAUGACAAUAUUAUUAAGCAUCGAUAAUAAAAAGACGUAGAUACGUUCGUUAUCUCGAACACAACCUUUUUUUCAAUACUUAUCGGUAAAUGUUCCAUAUAAAAUUGUGACGCGUAUAUAAUAUAGUAAAAGUCGAGUAUUAAAAUCUAAUAAACAUGUAUUUGUUUAAAUGCAAAUUUUAAGAUAGUUUAUGGGAGAUGGAUGUGUGAUGAUGAUGAUAUAAUGAUGAAUUAUAUUGUAUAUUUUAUUAUAAAUAUUUUUUCAAUUUAAUGACUAAUCUUACAUCGUUCAAAAAGUCAUGCAAGUUUGUUUUAAAUUAAUUAAUUCAUCGAUUUAUGAUUGUUUUAAUUAUUAUAACAAACGAGCGUGUCCUAAAACCUAAAAAAGGGCAAAUAUAUUAACAUAUAUAUAUAUAUGUAUGUAGGAAUUCAUGAAAAAAUUGCAACUGCUGGGAACUGAAAAAAACUGGGAAUCAGGUGGAUUCGAACCCAAGAUUUUGUAACUUUGUGGAUGACCAUUCUACCCACUGAGCUAUUCGAAGCUCGUAGUUAAAUUUCCCACGAAUACGUAUUUAUGUAUUCGGCAUGACAAUUUUCGAUUUCACACACACACACAUAUAUAUAUAUAUAUAUAUAUUAUAUUGUAAUUGCAGGCUUUAAAAAAAUAUCCGUUGGAUCGAAGAGAUUAGUACAAAGAGUGUUUUUUGGUAGUCGAAAUAUUACGUUGUAUAUUUUAAUAUACUUAUAAGUAUAAAAAAAAGAAAAAAAGUAGAAGAAGAAGA
This is a messenger RNA of Polistes canadensis, 5678 nucleotides long. RefSeq lists its product as uncharacterized. The transcript has 2 exons. Lineage: Eukaryota; Metazoa; Arthropoda; Insecta; Hymenoptera; Vespidae. Gene Ontology annotation, cellular component: protein phosphatase type 1 complex. Gene Ontology annotation, molecular function: glycogen binding; protein phosphatase 1 binding. The record is from RefSeq and is a predicted model, not a curated record. Gene Ontology annotation, biological process: regulation of glycogen biosynthetic process. The coding region runs from base 1239 to 4076 and encodes 945 amino acids.